AUGCCUCGUCUUAAUAUAAGAGAAGCAAUGGCUCAACGUUUAACUUCGAAGCAAAUUAAAGAGUUAUUUCAAGAAUUUGAUAAUGGCAAUGGAAUAUUGUCAUUAGCAGAAAUUGAUCGAGCUAUUAUUUAUUGGCAUCCUGAAUUGGGUACAAAUCGUCAAGCUAUGCUUCGUGCUUAUAAAGCAGCUGAUAUAGAUCAUAAUGGCUUUGUUCAACUGAGAGAAUUUCGUCAUUUAAUUGAGUUAUUAUGUUUUUAUGAUGAAUUUAGUAUUUUAUUUGGACAUUUAGAUAUGAAUCACGAUAAAAGAAUAAGUUUUAGUGAAUUUGUAAGAGGACAUGAACUUAUAGAUCAUGAAGAUAUGGAUGAAGAUGAAUUAAGACAUGAAUUUAAUCGUAUCGAUACUAAUCAUGGUGGAUAUAUUUUAUUUGAUGAAGUUUGUUAA
Molecule: messenger RNA, 444 nt
Organism: Adineta steineri
Lineage: Eukaryota; Metazoa; Rotifera; Eurotatoria; Adinetida; Adinetidae
Source: the annotation of a GenBank genome assembly